Messenger RNA from Maniola jurtina (meadow brown), 2514 nucleotides. Its product is annotated as cationic amino acid transporter 2-like. The coding region runs from base 224 to 2152 and encodes 642 amino acids. The record is from RefSeq and is a predicted model, not a curated record. Gene Ontology annotation, cellular component: plasma membrane. NCBI's taxonomy places the organism in Eukaryota, Metazoa, Arthropoda, Insecta, Lepidoptera, Nymphalidae. Gene Ontology annotation, molecular function: amino acid transmembrane transporter activity. The transcript has 14 exons. Gene Ontology annotation, biological process: transmembrane transport; amino acid transport.
AGCACAGACCAUUGCAAAGUUACCUAUCAAUAAUUUCCGCAAUACAAUAUUAUUCUGCAAGAUGUUGAAUUGAAACAUGAGUUUCUUUCCUAAUUCGUGUUGUGGGUAACUGACGGCUCCUAAUUAGGCUUUGAGUAACCAAGUGCAGUAUUUUAGUCAGUACCUACUGACGAGUCAUAUGCAAGUGUUCCUACGUGUAUAGGUUAUAUAAAGCGUGGAAAACAUGACUUUUCCUGAGGAAAAUACGUUUAUAAAUGGCGAUACCUCCCGUGGACGUGGCGCUAGGGCUUACACGGUGACCCAGGCAUACACUGAUGGCGGUAUAAAGGCUGGAGCAGCUCAUGCCGCGCGGCUCACAUACGAUGUGCUAUCACGACGCAAAGCCGCGGAGGAGGGUGUAGCCAGGCUAGCCCGGGUUCUAUCUGCACUAGACCUUACAGCUUUGGGUGUGGGCAGUACUCUGGGAGUGGGCGUGUAUGUGUUAGCUGGGGAUGUUGCUAAGAACUACGCUGGACCAGCUGUCGUGUUGUCGUUUCUACUGGCUGCUGUGGCUAGCGUCUUUGCUGGCCUUUGCUACGCGGAGUUCGGCGCUCGCGUACCCAAGGCCGGCUCGGCGUACGUGUACAGUUACGUGUGCGUGGGAGAGUUUAUUGCCUUCAUUAUUGGCUGGAACCUCAUACUCGAGUACAUCAUUGGUGCAGCAUCAGUAGUAAAAGCUCUAAGCGAAUAUCUAGACUCGUUACUAGAUAAGGCGAUAUCGAGCAAGCUGUACGAGUGGAUGCCGAUGGAUUCGCCGCACCUCGCCAAAUACCCGGAUCUGUUCGCUUUUACCGUCGUCAUGGCCUUCUCUGUUGCCCUCGCGUUCGGUGUGAAAGAGUCUACUAAGUUCAACAACUUUUGCACGGGUGUCAAUUUGUGUGUGGUUCUGUUCGUCAUCAUUUCUGGAUCAUUUAAAGCGGAUACUAAGAACUGGCGGAUCCCAGCGUCGGAGGUCCCUCAGGAUAAGGGCACUAACUUCGGCAGCGGUGGCUUCGCGCCCUACGGACUCGCGGGGAUUAUAAAAGGCGCUGCCGUCUGCUUCUAUGGGUUUAUCGGUUUUGACUGCGUGGCGACUGCGGGCGAGGAAGCCAAAAGGCCGCAAAAAAGUAUUCCUUUUGCCGUGGUGGCCUCCUUGCUUGUUGUGUUUCUGGCUUACUGCGGGGUAUCGUCCGUGCUCACCCUGAUGAUACCUUACUAUAUGCAGGAUGAAAAAGCGCCGUUCCCGUAUGUGUAUGACCAGUUGGGCUGGCCGUGGGCCAAGUACGCCGUCAGCGUGGGGGCCAUCUGCGCUUUAUGCUCGAGUUUGCUGGGCGCCGUGUUUCCUCUGCCGCGAAUCAUCUACGCGAUGUCGUCGGAUGGGCUUCUGUUCCAGUUCAUGGGCAAAGUGAGCGAGAAGUACCAGACGCCACUAGUGGGCACCAUGGUCGCUGGAUUCAUCACAGGUACUCUGGCAAUGAUCUUCGAGCUGAAGCAGCUCAUCCACAUGAUGUCCAUCGGAACUCUUCUGGCUUACUCUAUGGUCGCCUCCUGCGUGCUGCUACUCAGGUAUGAGCGCAGUCAGUCCGUGCAUCAUCGCGCUGCAGAGCCGCUGAAGCUGUCGUUGCGGGGCGUAGUGCGACAGCUGGUCAACUUGGACGGCCACACUGCGCCCACUAGGCUCAGCUCGUCUAUGGUGGCCGUACUGGUCACUUUGUACGGAGUGUGGUGCCUGGUAAUGAUGAACAGCAUCAACCAGCACGGCGACGCCAUCUUGGCGGGCGAGGCUGGCCCCGUCACCACAUUGGCCAUCGGCACAGUUCUGGUGGUGGCCACGCUCUGCGCCAUCUCCAGGCAACCCGUCUCUGAGAAGAAGCUCGCUUUCUCCGUGCCGCUGGUGCCGUGGCUGCCAGGAGUCAGCAUCCUCAUCAACGUGUACCUGAUGCUGAACCUGGACUACCUCACCUGGCUGCGCUUUGCUGUCUGGAUCGCUGCUGGCCUCCUCAUCUACAUAACCUAUGGGGCGUGGCAUAGCUCAGAGCGCCGCAGGACCCUGGACUCAGUCCAACUGGCGGAGCUGCACAACGACAGCCAAACCGCGUUGCUGCAGCACAACCUGCAGCACACCCUCGGCUGACAGCACGACACAGCAGGGACGACUGCAGCAGGUGUGAAGGAUAGGGAAGUAGUCAGUCCUAGUAGCACUAUAGUAUCUUUUAUAUCCAGUAUUUGAGGAGACCCAUUUACAAGUCGAAGGUGUACUGCAGCACAACCACAGCACGACGGCACGACACAACAGGAACGGCAACAGAUGUGGAAGAUAGGAAGGUUGUCAGUCCUAAUAGAAUUACAGUCUUUUAUAUGCAGUAUUUGAGUGCGUUUAAAACCUUACAAGAUGGCAGAAGAGGCGUGGGCAAAACAGUUCUGUAAUAAGUUUUGGAAGUGUAUUUUGUGAAUCGGGCGUAGAUUCUUAAAGUCACUUAGGUUGAAAUCUAUAGA